CAUUUUCUUGUACUGUAGCGGUCGUCGAGGGAGUCGACAUUUUGUUAGCUUCUUAGCAAAAUAAACUGAGUCUUAGGGCAAUUUUGUUGUUAUCUAAGCGGCUCUCUGUCGCCUAACAGUUACCGGCUGUUAUCAUGUGGUAUGAAAUUCUGCCCGGCUUCGCCGUCAUGACCGUGUGUUUGAUUAUUCCUGGCGUCGCCACCGCACAGAUCCACAAGUUUACCAACGGAGGAAAGGAAAAGAGAAUCGCUCGGUAUCCGUGGCAGUGGUAUCUGAUGGAGAGAGACAAGCGAGUGUCGGGAUCAGGACAACACGUUGACUCCAAGGGACUCGAGAACAUCCACUGAUGACAAAGAAUAUGAAGACCCUGAUGAGAAGAAAGUUGUACAUUAAAAGAUUAUAUUUAACAUUCAGCUGUUUGUUUUCAGUCUUUUAAGGCAAUCCUCCUUGUUAUCAAAUAAACUGUUCCACACUGGAAACCUUC
Perca fluviatilis (European perch) is the source of this 484-nucleotide messenger RNA. RefSeq names its product NADH:ubiquinone oxidoreductase subunit A1 (gene ndufa1). Bases 135 to 347 code for a protein of 70 amino acids. The transcript is spliced from 3 exons. The record is from RefSeq and is a predicted model, not a curated record. NCBI's taxonomy places the organism in Eukaryota, Metazoa, Chordata, Actinopteri, Perciformes, Percidae.